Gilbertella persicaria is the source of this 1124-nucleotide messenger RNA. RefSeq names its product Sucrase/ferredoxin-like-domain-containing protein. The transcript is spliced from 2 exons. NCBI's taxonomy places the organism in Eukaryota, Fungi, Mucoromycota, Mucoromycetes, Mucorales, Choanephoraceae. Bases 126 to 1079 code for a protein of 317 amino acids. The record is from RefSeq and is a predicted model, not a curated record.
UUGUGUCCAGGCUUCAUUGCAUCCCCUUAGUUUUUCACACUCUCCAAAAUAAAAAAAAAAAAAUCGGAAAAAUAUUUAUCUGAUCCUUUUUUUUUCUUUCUUUCACUUUUUUGUCAUUAUCCAUUAUGUCAUCUUUGCUCAAGACGAUUAGUGAUUUCAUUAUAGGCAGCGAGCCUUCUACACCCAUCACAGAAACACCUACACAAACCAAAGAACCUCAAGUUGAGAUAGAUCAGAUCCCACCACGCGAUGUACUUGUCGAAAAGGAUUGCAACACUUGUACAGAAGAGUGCGAAGAGCACCAACAGUACCCUUCUUACUUGGAUCUCGACACAAAGUCACCUUUACUUGGCUCUAUGUCUCCUUAUGGUCGUCACUUCAUGAUAAGUACUGCCCAAUGUGAUUGGCCCGAGCGUAUCGAGGAAGACUAUGGCACACUGGCUGCUAAUCUACAGGCUUUAUUGGUAGCCAAUCCUAUGCCAUGGCGUACGUUUGUCACCAACACAUCAUUGAUUGCCACACAUUCAACCAGUGUGCGUUGUGGCCUCGAUGUGAUUAUCUUACCUGAAAAUAUCGUGGUAGGCAAUGUUACACCAGACGAUGCUGAAUUACUGUACGAAGUGUUUGUCAAGUUACCCCUAAGCAAUGAUCCCAUUGACAUUGAGUCUACAUUUAAGCAGUACGACUUAAAAGAAAUGGCUGUCUAUCCUAAUCCCUAUGAGAGCAUGAUUUUGAUCUGUUCACAUCGAAAGAGAGACAAGCGCUGUGGUGUUACUGCUCCUUAUCUCAAUCGAGAAUUUGACCAUGUAUUACGAGAUAUGGAUAUUCAUGAUGGAGAAGGUGGUACAUCUGUAUUUAUGGUCAGUCAUGUUGGAGGUCACAAAUUUGCAGGCAAUAUUAUUUGUUACAUCAAUAAGGGCAGAGCAGGCAUUUGGUAUGGACGUGUCAAACCAUGUCAUUGUCGUGCUAUUGUAGAAGAGACUAUUGUUAAAGGAAAGGUGAUCAAAGAAUUGUAUAGAGGUUCUAUGAACCAUAGUUUUGGUCAAGAUACUGCUAAAUGUAACAGAAUCAAAUGGUAAAAUAAAUGUAUAUUUCUGAAUCUAGUCUAUGAUUCGUUAACCAGC